Molecule: messenger RNA, 639 nt
Organism: Emiliania huxleyi CCMP1516
Lineage: Eukaryota; Haptophyta; Isochrysidales; Noelaerhabdaceae
Exons: 1
Biological process (GO): protein phosphorylation
Molecular function (GO): protein kinase activity; ATP binding
Source: RefSeq, a predicted model, not a curated record
CUCGGCAAGGGUCAGUUUGGGAGGGUCUUCCGAGGCAGCUGCGACGGCACCACCCUCUGUGACGUCGGCUGCUCGGAGGGCGACGUGGCGAUCAAGGUGAUGCCUGACGGCGCCCCGUCGUACGAGCAGUCGAGGCUCGCGCUCGAGGCAAAGGUGAUGCGUGCGAUGAGCGGCGUGCGGGGCUUUCCAGUGCUGCACUACGACGGGCGUCAGACCGUGUUUGGGCGGCCGAGCGACGUGCUGGUAAUGGACAUGCUCGGCCCUUCGGUGCGCUCCCUACUACACCGCCACCCGCUCGGAGCCUCGCGCGCCGUGCGCAAGGUGGGGCACGACGUGGUGCGUUGCCUGCGCGAGCUGCACGCGGCGGGCUUCAUCCACAACGACCUCAAGCCGCUCAACAUCCUGUUUGGCGCAGCCGGCACGGGCCGGGAGGAGGAGGCGCACGUGCUCGACUUUGGGAUGGUGACGUCGACGGGCUGCUUGCAAGAGGCGGUGGAGGGCUGCGAGCUGUCCGCGGGCGGCGCGACGCCGCUGUACGCCAACUUGGCGCAGCUUGAGGGGAGGCCGACGGCGCCGGUGGACGACAUCGAGAGCCUGUGGUACUGCCUCGCCUUCCUCGAGGGCGGCGAGCUGCCGUGG